CACCAGGCUCGCGGCGGCGAAGGCGGCUGGAGCCGGCGGCUCAGCGCGUCAGGGGUCGCGUGGCACCCAGCGGGCUGGACAGCCUGGGGUGCCGGGCGGAGCUGAGGCGCCGCCCGGGGUGCAGGCAGCUUGUCGAGCUGCGCGGGAGGCAAAUGAAGAUAAAAUAAUGUCUGCCAACCUAAAAUACCUUUCCUUGGGAAUUUUAGUCUUUCAGACUACCAGUUUGGUUCUAACGAUGCGUUAUUCUAGGACUUUAAAAGAGGAGGGACCUCGUUAUCUAUCUUCUACAGCAGUGGUUGUUGCUGAACUUUUGAAAAUAAUGGCCUGCAUUUUAUUAGUCUACAAAGACAGCAAAUGUAGUCUAAGAACACUGAAUCGAAUACUACAUGAUGAAAUACUUAAUAAACCUAUGGAAACGCUUAAACUUGCUAUUCCAUCAGGGAUAUAUACUCUUCAGAAUAAUUUACUCUAUGUGGCCCUGUCAAACCUGGAUGCAGCUACUUAUCAGGUCACAUAUCAGUUGAAAAUUCUUACAACAGCAUUAUUUUCCGUGUCUAUGCUUGGUAAAAAAUUAGGUGUGUACCAGUGGCUCUCGCUAAUAAUUUUGAUGACAGGAGUUGCUUUUGUACAGUGGCCUUCAGAUUCUCAAGAGCUUGAUUCUAAGGAACUUUCAGCUGGUUCUCAGUUUGUAGGCCUCAUGGCAGUUCUCACAGCAUGUUUUUCAAGUGGCUUUGCUGGGGUUUACUUUGAGAAAAUCUUAAAAGAAACCAAACAAUCAGUGUGGAUAAGAAAUAUUCAGCUUGUGUCUUUUUCCUUGGAGCCAUCCUUGUAAUAACAGCUACUUUCUUAUAUGGUUAUGAUCCCAAACCUACAGGCAAUCCUACUAAAGCAUAGUCGUAUACUAUCUUUAACUGGUUUUUCACAAUGGUGCACUAGGAAUGUCAACAUUAAUCUUGCAUAGAGGACUUCUACAGAUUCUAAGAAGACAUCAUCAUGCUGAAUCUCAUCAUAUUGUUCAAAUGGUUUGAAAAUAUAAAAGUUUAAGGAUAAAAAAUAUGUGUAUAUGUUAACAAAAUACCAAUUGCAUCUAGAAAUCAAAGCUUGGAAUUAUUUCCAGGGAUUAGAUUAAUUAUUGGAGAAAACUUGAAAUCUGGGUUUAAAAAGAUUUGGCCUUUUGAUUGCUGCAGAAAUGUCCUAUGCACUCUUUGCAAGAGCACACAACAAAUGUCAGAUACCAAUUUUUGCAAAUUAUCUAUUUAAUCUUAUUAAAUGUUUUUUAUCUUUUUCUGUACAGAAAUAUCAAAUCACAUGGAAUAUUCAGAGUUUGAAAAUUAUAAUUAUAAUUGCCUAUAAAGCUGUGAAGAAAUAGAAGUAUGAUUUGAAAAACAUUUUCAUGUAUCUGAGAUUUUUAUAUUUAUACAAAAGAUAACUAAAGAAAGGAUUGCUAAAUGUCAUUUGUUCAAGUACAUAAAAAUCGAUAAAGUUACAUCCUGGGUCUAAUUUGUGAGAGAAUAAAAUUCGUAUUUAAAUUUAGUGUAGGGAAAUACACACAUCUAUUUCUCCAUCUACAUUUUAAGAUCUUUUAGUGCUUUGAAACUGCUGAAAGCAAUCCAGUUGCUCCUGGGCUAGAUAGUAGCCAGAGACUAUUGCACUAAUGGAGUUUUGUCCUUAAUCUUCUAAUUGUAUUUCUUUUCUGUAAAUCAGAUAAAUCCUUAAUAUUUCUUUAAAUUAAACUUCUAUAUGUGGUAGUUUCCAUUAAAAUUUCAAAAUGAAUUUAAAAGGAUUAAAUAGUCAUUUAAUAAUUUAAAAUAAUUAUUAUUGUCUAAUAUCUCCACUUGGAGAAUUUUGAACUAUCAAAGCAUAUUCUGUACACAACUAAAAUGUUUUUAAGUGAACAUUUUGGUCAUUGAUCUGUAAAAACUUCCUUUAAUCUACAACUGUUAAAAACAACAACCAAAAUAAUAACUAAUUGAGACCAAAAUGACCUUUCUUAGAGACAUUCCAGAUUGCCAUGAUAUUAUAUUAUUUUAAAUGGCACUGUAGCUGUAAACUCAAGGCUGCUCAGAACUUUUUGGCCUCUCAUAAACCCACCAUCCCAGGAAUACUCUGGUCACAUGUCUGGGAGAGGUAGCGAAUUCUGAGCUCCCUUUCUGUGGGCCUGUAAAAGCUGCUGGGAAGGAGCCACCACUUAGAUUUAAGAUAGUGGUUUCUUUUCCAUUUUGAUUAGCACUGGAGUUGAGGUUGUAAAUUACAUGAGUUAUUUAAUAAAUUGGCUCAAAGGGGAGAGAAAAUAUAGCAAAAAUGGUAAAGUGAAUUGUUGGGCAAGAAUACUUUCUAAAAUUGGAGUAUGGAUUUAAUUUAAUUAUUGACUAUAGAUAGAAUUACCUAUUAUGUAUGAGAAGUAUUUUACUUUAUUUUUUCAUUCAUGCUUUAUAUAUUUUUAAAAGUCUCCCAUUCUAACAGUAUAAAAACUGUAAAAAAAAUAAAUAUUUUUAUAGAGUCAUAAUGGAUUUUGUUAAAUAGAAUUUGGCUCAAAAAUUCUGUGUUACAAACUUUUGGGUACUUUUGGCUUAUUAGGACUGGCUGUGUUCCUUUACUUAUGCAAACCAUGUCUCUCUAGGACACAGGCCUAAUCUGUUCCAUUCUGAGUUUAAAAGUGAUU
Messenger RNA from Odobenus rosmarus divergens (Pacific walrus), 2662 nucleotides. It is a transcript of the gene SLC35A3, whose product is annotated as solute carrier family 35 (UDP-N-acetylglucosamine (UDP-GlcNAc) transporter), member A3. Gene Ontology annotation, molecular function: UDP-galactose transmembrane transporter activity. Gene Ontology annotation, biological process: pyrimidine nucleotide-sugar transmembrane transport. Bases 167 to 832 code for a protein of 221 amino acids. The record is from RefSeq and is a predicted model, not a curated record. The transcript has 6 exons. NCBI's taxonomy places the organism in Eukaryota, Metazoa, Chordata, Mammalia, Carnivora, Odobenidae. Gene Ontology annotation, cellular component: Golgi membrane.